Molecule: messenger RNA, 2081 nt
Organism: Perognathus longimembris pacificus (Pacific pocket mouse)
Lineage: Eukaryota; Metazoa; Chordata; Mammalia; Rodentia; Heteromyidae
Gene: Armc6
Product: armadillo repeat containing 6
Exons: 7
Coding region: 363-1769 (468 amino acids)
Biological process (GO): hematopoietic progenitor cell differentiation
Molecular function (GO): protein binding
Source: RefSeq, a predicted model, not a curated record
ACUUUCCUGCCUGGGCUGGCUUUGAACCACGAUCCUCAGAUCUCAGCCUCCUGAGUAGCUAAGAUGACAGUUGUGAGCCACUCUCACCCAGCCUACCUGUUUCUUUUCACCUAAAGUUUCCCGGUAUGGCCCAGGAUGGCCUGUACUUUGCGACACUGCAGCGUCAGCCUCCUGUGUGUGUCACUGCCCAUGAGUCCUUCAUUUUAGAGGCUUGAUGUUGGCAGAGUCCCUUCCCCCUUGAUCUAGACAGUCAGAAUCUGGCCCCUGGCAGAGGCUCCCUGGUUGGUGACUGGAGCCCAGCAGUGGCUAGCCCUCAGCUGCCUGCCCUCUCCUCCCUCCUCGCUUUGCAUACAGUGGGUAGGAUGGCCUGUAAACGCAUCACCCAGGACACCUUCGAUGUGGCCGUGCGAGAGAAUGUGGAGGAGUUCAACAUGGACCCUGAGGAGGCUGUGAAAGAGGCUGUGGAGCAAUUUGAGUCACAGGGGGUGGAUUUGAGCAACAUUGUCAAGACUGCACUGAAAACCACGGCGGACGGAGCCACGGAGCCCACGCACGACGUCCUGCAGGCCCUGGAGGCCCUGCAGGAGUCCAUGGCCAGCUCCUGUCCCCAGGACCUGGGAGCCCACCUUGCCCACUUCUGCCAGCAGUGCCGGCAGCACAAGGCCUGCCGCUUCCUGGCUGCCCAGAAGGGAGCCUACCCCGUGCUCCUGGCUGCCUGCAAGCUGGCCUCUGCCGGCAGCCCCAACCUCCUGCUCCAGGCCCUCCACGCCCUGGUGGUGCUGAUUGAAGGCCAGCCCGACCUGCUGGAUGCCCAGGGCCUGCAGCUGCUAGUCGCCACACUGGCGGGGCACGCAGACUCUACUGACCUGACGUGCCUGGGCCUCCGCGGUGUGCGCCUGGCCUGCCUGAAGCAUGAGGAGAACCGCCAGGGCCUGGUGAAGGCAGGUGUGCUGCCCCUGCUCAUUGGAGCCAUCACCCGGCACAUCCAUCACGCCGAUGUGGUCCGGGAAGCCUGCUCAGCACUGCGCGUCAUGACAUUUGAUGAUGAUGUGCGGGUGCUCUUUGGCCAGGCCCACGACUAUGCCAAGAAGAUCGUGCAGGAAAACAGAGGCCUGAAGGUGCUCAUCGAGGCCAUCAAGGCAUUUCCUGACAACCCCGGCAUCCUGAGUGAGCUGUGCAGCACCCUGUCCCGCCUGGUCGUGCGCAACGAGUUCUGCCAGGAGGUGGUGGACCUGGGCGGCCUGGAUAUGCUGGUGACCCUGCUGGCCAGCUGCAGUGACCACCAGGACCUAGUGAAGCAGGUGCUGGGCACUCUGCGGGCCAUUGCUGGUAACGAUGAUGUAAAGGAUGCCAUCGUCCGCGCAGGGGGCCCUGAGUGCAUCAUGGCUGCCAUGACUCGCCACCUGGCCAGCCCCCAGGUGUGUGAGCAGAGCUGCGCCGCCCUGUGCGUCCUGGCUCUGCGAAAGCCAGAGAACAGCCACAUCAUCAUGGAGCAUGGCGGGGCCCUGGCAGUGCUACAGGCCAUGCAGGCACACCCACAGGAGGCCGGAGUGCAGAAGCAGGCCUGCAUGCUGAUCCGCAACCUGGUGUCCCGGAGUCCAGCCUUCUCCAAACCACUCCUGGAGCAGGGGGCUGAGGCGCUCAUCUCACGGGCCAGGGCUGCUCACCCGGAUUGCAAGGAUGUGGCCAAGGCUGCCCUGAGGGACCUGGGCUGCCACGUCGAGCUCCAAGAACUGUGGACAGGCCAGAAGGGUGACCUGGCACUGUGACCCAGGCCCAGCCUGACCCUGGCUUUGGAUAGAUCAUGUGACUUGGUCCAGAGGCUGGCAUGAGGUUCCUGCCCGUCACCCAUUCCACCUGCGUCCCUCAUUGAGGGGUCUUCUGGGUUGUCAGUAUGGGGACCCAGGCAUCUGUGGAUGUCUCCACAGUGGAGAGCUGAGCAGCCCCCAAGCCCCAGGGUCACCCACAGCUGGCAGUGCUGCCCUUCUGUCCUGUCCCUUUCCUGGAUCCUGUGGGCUGCUAGGCCAGACAUGGGGCCGGAGUCUGUGGCUCCUAAUAAAGAGCCUCAUGCUCGUGUUGGA